UUGCAGACAACUCUGCUGCUAUAAAAAGUGGUUGUCCUGUUGCUCUGUGACUGGUCUCCCUCUACAGAAUCGUUAUAUAGAGCCACGAGUAACUUCUAGGACAAGCAACGACGGAUCGGCUACAAAUCGCCACCUGUACCUCAAAAUUCAAAAAACAUUCUCUUAUUUAUAAGCAUAGAAGAGCAAAGUAGCUGGUAUCCUCGAAACUGAGACUAGAAAAUUCCAACCAGAGUAUCAACGAGUGGUUUACAAUGGCAGCUAAGGUCUACAGCAAUGGAGUUCAGCUGAAGGAAGCAGAGCUGAUGACCCUAAUGUGUCCGGCAUGCAACGGACUCCUCCGAGACCCUGUACAGGUGACAGCAUGUGGAGAUAGAUUCUGUCAGUCCUGCAUCGACCGACUCAUGAGGAACAACAAGGCGCCAUACAAAUGCCCAGUCGAUGGAACAGAGUUUAAACGCCACGAGGUUCGUAAGGACAGGGGCUGCCUCAAGGAGCUCCAGAGAUUGGAGAUUGAGUGCACAACUAAACCUACCUCUUGCGGAUGGAGAGGUCCUCUACCAAACCUUGAGGCCCAUCUGGCAGAGUGUCCAACUGUAGAGGUACGGUGUUCUCUCGGUUGUGGGAAACAUGUUCUCAAGAGUCAGCUCUCCACUCACGUCUCCAGCCAGUGCCCCAACAGACCGACUCAGUGCAACCACUGCAACACCAGUGUCCCCAUACAAAACCUUGAGAGUCAUUACCAAUCCUGUGAGGAAGUCCCUGUUGAUUGCGACUACUGCAGCAAACACCUAUCAAGUCGAAAGCAGCUUGAAAGUCAUCUGGAGUCAGAGUGUACAGAGUACCAGAUCAGUUGUCCUAUGAGCUCUACCAACCUGUGUGACUUUCAGGCAAAGAGACCAGAAAUGUCCGAUCACAUGCAAAAACAUACAAUCCAAUUUGCCGAGCUUUUGAUGACUGCCAUGAGAAAGAUUGAUUCCCUUGAAGAAAAAGUGACAUCACUGACUGAGGGCCGUCUGGAAGAUAAGCGGAAAAUAGAGGAUUUAACAAGGAGGUUGGAAAGGGUAGAAAAGGAGAAAGAGGACGGGAAAGAGAAAAUAGUGAACUUAGAAAAGCAAAUCAAGGUAAUCAAGGUCACUACGGCUUUGGACAGUGGGUUCGACCUAUCCCGCGGUCAGUUUGUCGAAACAGACUGUGCCGUCACAAAAAACCCUCACAUGACUGCGUUGGAGUCCUCCAAGUUGCCACCACACAUUUCCCAAAUGCGCAACAUGUCCCGUUCGUUCAAAGCUCUCAGCACCCAAGUGUCCACGGGCCGAGGGACGGACGCAGCGGCAGUGAGCAUAAUGAGACAGGAAAUGGAGAGCCACCAGACGCAGCUCCUCAAAAUCAGCGAGAACCUCCAGACGGUGCAGCAGAGUCUUACGCAACACGCGGUUGUGAUUGACGAAGUCCGUCUGAGACAAGACGUCCUCGAUGUCAAGACUACCAACGGAGUCUUCAUCUGGAAGAUUCCGGACAUCCGUCGGAGGUAUCGUGAUGCGCUCAACGGUCGCACAAUCAGCCUCUACUCCCCUUCCUCUUUCUACACCAGUCCGCACGGCUACCGCAUGUGCGUCCGCACCUACCUCAACGGAGAUGGUAUUGGUAAAGGCACACACAUGUCUGUGUUCUUCGUUCUCAUGCGUUCCGAGUAUGAUAGUCUUCUUCACUGGCCAUUCAAGCAGUCGGUUUGUUUCACACUAAUCAACCAGGGGAACCCCUCGGCCAAUAUCACAGAGGCCUUCAUCCCCGACCUCACCAGUCCCUCCUUCCAGAGACCUGAGAAAGACAUGAACGUUGCAGGUGGAUUUCCCAAAUUUGCAAGUCAAUCUGUGCUCCAUGAUGACAAUUUCACCAAAGGCGAUACUAUUUUCAUCAAGUGUCAAGUGGACCUCACUGGUCUGUCUUUCCAGUAGACCGGACCUUUGGUAUCUUAAAAAGAAAAAGAGACGAAAAGAAGAAAAGAAAAAGAAAUCAAGAAAAAGAAGACGAAGAGAUUGACGGUGUUUUGUUAUGUGGUUAAUGUUUUGUGUAAUCUGUAUAGUCAUUUGGUCUCUCUGUUUAUUACUAUGUUUACUCUUCUCUUUCCCCAUGGCACUGAUCAGCAAUUGCACCUCCACUGUGGUGUAGCUCCACUGUGGUGUAGCUCCACUGUGGUGUAGUUACACUCAAAGAUUGGGUGCACUGUGACAAAAGCAC
Molecule: messenger RNA, 2238 nt
Organism: Geodia barretti
Lineage: Eukaryota; Metazoa; Porifera; Demospongiae; Tetractinellida; Geodiidae
Source: the annotation of a GenBank genome assembly